Messenger RNA from Fusarium pseudograminearum CS3096, 951 nucleotides. RefSeq lists its product as uncharacterized. The transcript has a single exon. NCBI's taxonomy places the organism in Eukaryota, Fungi, Ascomycota, Sordariomycetes, Hypocreales, Nectriaceae. Gene Ontology annotation, cellular component: cytoplasm. Gene Ontology annotation, molecular function: phosphoadenylyl-sulfate reductase (thioredoxin) activity. Bases 1 to 951 code for a protein of 316 amino acids. The record is from RefSeq and is a predicted model, not a curated record.
AUGCCUGCCUUCAUCUCCGAAUCCUCCUCGCAGGUGUCCCUCCCCGACAUGAAGCUUGAAUGCGAGUCAGGCUAUGUCUCUGGACAAAACUCAGAAUACUCUUCACCAUCAUCAUCAACUACUCUUCCUCGAGUCACUCUCACAAAGCCCCAUGUCGACCACCUCAACAACAUGCUUGAGGACAUGCACCCCAUGGACAUUCUCCGAUUCUGCAAGGUCAUGUUCCCCAACCUGUACCAAUCGACUGCUUUUGGCUUGACUGGUCUCGCCACCAUGGACAUGCUCUCCAAGAUUCAAAAGGAGCACCCCAACACUCCCACUGUCGACCUCAUCUUCUUGGAUACCUUGUACCACUUCAAGGAGACACACGACCUCGUCGACCGAGUCAAGGCCCGGUACCCCAACGUGCCCGUUCACAUUUACAAACCUGACGGUGUCAACAAUGCCGAAGAAUUCGAGGACAUGUACGGCAAGGAGAUGUGGAACACCGCCAGUGAGAUGUAUGACUGGAUCGUCAAGGUUGAGCCCCUUCAGCGAGCGUACGAUGAGCUCAAGGUUGCUGCUGUCCUCAACGGUCGCCGACGGUCUCAGGGUGCCGCCCGCGGCUCCAUCCCCAUCAUCGAGAUUGAUGAUGAGCGUGGUGUUGUCAAGAUCAACCCCUUGGCCACUUGGUCUUUCAAGCAGGUUGAUGCAUACAUCAAGGAGAACAACGUCCCCUACAACGCUCUCCUCGAUCAAGGCUACAAGUCUGUCGGUGACUGGCACUCCACCGUCCCUGUCAAGGAGGGCGAAGAUGAGCGAGCCGGCCGAUGGAAGGGCCAGGACAAGACCGAGUGUGGUAUUCACAAUAAGCAAUCUCGCUACUCCGAGUUUGUUGCCAUGAUGGAACGCAAGCAACAAGAGGAAAAGCUCGCUGCUGCUCUUGAGAAAGUGGCCCUACCCACAGUCUAA